Molecule: messenger RNA, 747 nt
Organism: Elephantulus edwardii (Cape elephant shrew)
Lineage: Eukaryota; Metazoa; Chordata; Mammalia; Macroscelidea; Macroscelididae
Product: gastrokine-3-like
Exons: 8
Coding region: 1-747 (248 amino acids)
Biological process (GO): regulation of cell population proliferation
Source: RefSeq, a predicted model, not a curated record
AUGGCUACUAGGAUCCCUCUGAGCAUGGCAGUAAUAGUUGCUUUGGGUGGCAAGCUGAAUGACCUGCAAGUCCAGGCCAUGUGCCGGCAAAGAAACUCAGUCAGCCCCAUCCUGACACAGAUUCCAUGUAAUAGAAACCAGGGGGAAGUGCCUGCAUGCCUGCUUGAGACAAUCAAAGAGUUUCAGGGACACAAAGAGCCAGACAGGAUUGUGUCUUCCAUUAUCAUGGUCUUCCUCCUAACUCCAUCUCUGGCUCUGAUGAGUACCAAUGACAGCCAGAACCAGCUUCUGGUUGGUUCAAUAGGGACCCAAAUUAUCCGUGUCAAUGCCUUCCAAGGUAUGGUCAGCAUCCGGGACAACAAUGUUUUGAGUGAAUGGGAUGGAGUCAUGGACUACAAAAAUGCCCUCCUGGCAAUUAAGCUGUUUGGUAAAAUGGCCUGUGUUAUAGCCAAGAUCGACCAAGCUGCUUUCCCAACUCUGGAUGAAAUUAUGAGGGCAAUGGACCAGCAGGAUUUAGAGCAAUAUCCAUCCAACCAUGGCUUGAUCUACACUGUUUUGCCCAUUCGGAUCAAGAACUUAGUCCAGUAUGGAGCACUCAUCAAGGACAUGUGCAGAGCAGUCCCCACCUACUUUGCCAAACAACAAAAAGAAGGUAUGGAAAUAGCAACUGACCCCAAUUCCUGUUUUGGAAUCCAACUUUCGUCCUUUAUGGGGUUUGCCAUCUGUGGCAAAAUUCCUGGUCUCUGA